Molecule: messenger RNA, 3672 nt
Organism: Trypanosoma cruzi
Lineage: Eukaryota; Euglenozoa; Kinetoplastea; Trypanosomatida; Trypanosomatidae
Exons: 1
Coding region: 1-3672 (1223 amino acids)
Biological process (GO): protein import into nucleus
Cellular component (GO): nuclear envelope; cytosol
Source: RefSeq, a predicted model, not a curated record
AUGGCAGGCGAUGAGGCGCUGCUGCACAUUUUCGUCGGUACCCUCUCGGCCGACAAAACGACGCGGGAGCAGGCGGAGGCGACCCUCACGCAUAUCUCCGCCGACCCGCGGCUGAUCACGCGGCUCAUUCAUUUCUCCUGUCAAGAACUCCCGUUUCAUGAUGUCCCUGCGGAAAUGCAGCAGGCGUUGCAGGCCGCAUCCAUACGUGUGCGCAACGUGUUGGGCCGCAGUGACUGGAAUCGAAAUCCGUACUUUACUGAGGAGACGAAGAGUGCCGUGCGGGAAUGCAUCGUUCCACUUCAGUGCGGGUCACAUGUGCCGGAGUUGGUGCGCCGACAGCUGCUCGCCGCCACGCAAAACCUCAUAUGCUACGACUACCCGCAUCGUUGGCCGUCGCUGAUGCCGCAGCUGAGACGAAUACUUGACGAGUGUGGUGCACACCUGUGCGUUUUAUCAGACGCAUCAUCGUCGCGGGAGGUUGCCACGCUGCGGCUGAAAGGGGCUCUUGGCAUCCUGCGGGCAUGCUGCAAAGUCUACAAUAAUCCAAUUAAAAUUGACGCGGAUGAUAUUGAGGCGUUCAUUGAUGCUUUUUGUCCAUUGCUGCUGUCACUCACAGAGAUGCUGGUAUCCGUGUGGGCGCAGGAGUUACUGGCGCAACAAACGCCGCCACCGCCACCGCCGCAAUUGAAUGGCAUCCCGGACCCUUCUUUCCAGUUUAGCACGAAAAGGAAAGAGAAGUGCAUGUUUGUUUUAUCUUUGUGGCACAACGAAUUGUCUCACUGCCUGCGCAUUGCACUCAAGUGCAUUCAUUCACUCACCGAGGCGCGUUGGCCACGUUUUCUCUGCGACCAACCAGGGAUGGAUCGACUCUGCAAGGGUUGCCUUGGCCAACUGCUGGACGCGAGUCACAAAACACUGCUGCCACUCUAUCGUCUACGCAUCCUCAACAGUGACUGUGGCGACUCGAACCUUUUUUCCUUAUUUCAUGAGUCCGCUGUGUGGAAGCUGUUGAAAUGGACGCAAGGCAUGUGUCUCAAGAUGAUGCAAGAUCUGAUGUUUCCAAAGAGAUGCGAGCGGCGUGCACGCGCGGCGGCGAAGUACUUCUGCGAUCAUUACCUGCCGGGGUUUGUGCAACACGCACUUGACCUUGUACGAUGGCAUGCGACGCCUCGCCAUUUGACGUCCAAGGCUUACAUCAUGUCGCUGGAGAUUCUCACAAUGGCAGUGGAUGGACGGGAGGCGUACCGCAGCGUCAUUGCACCAAAUGCGGAAGAGAUUUUUACUUCACUCAUCUUUCCGCGUCUCACCUUUUCGGCUGAGGAUGCCGAGUUGUGGACAUCUAACCCUGCCGAGUAUGUGCGGCUACAAACAAGUCCCGCUGGGGACCUGUACAGCGCGAAGGUGGUCUCCUCAGGUCUUAUGCUUACUCUGGCGGCAUCAUCCAAACCAUUUCACGACGCGGAUUUUGUGCACCACGUUGUGCAGUAUGUCCUGGAGCGGCUCACAACACACGCCAAAGCAGCGGCGCAGGGGGAUAUGGAGGCGGCACGAGUUGUGGAUGCCUGCCUCUUUGCCAUUUAUCAAUUUAACAAAGUUCUUCGCUCCAUUGGCUUUGGGGAUGAUCGGGUGGAGUGGCUCUUGACAAAUUAUGUGGCACCUGCAGCGAAGUAUCCUGUUGGAUUUCUACGGGCCCGCAGCAUCCUGGUGUUAAGUGUUUUUGCGUCUAAAAUUCACUGGAGCAGUCCACAGGCGUUUCAGUUUGUUCUCUCAGAGAUCCUCCCACUUCUGCAGGAUCCCGAGAUGCCGGUGCGAAUGCAGGCAUGUGCCUCCAUCGCCUCCCUUAUCUGCCAUCCGCAUGCAAGGGACGUCAUUGCACCCUGCAUCAGUGACGUCAUUCAGCACUAUUUUUACGCCAUGCGCCUCAUGGACAGUGAGGGGGUGGUCCGCACCCUGCGCAGGACGAUCAAACACUACCGUGAUGUUCUCUCACAGUGGGCACUACAUCUCACCGAAAUGUUGGUGCAACACUUUCUCCAUGUCCUGGAGCGGGUACUCGCCGAGGAAGUUAAAGAUUCUGAAUUCACGCCAUUUACAGAAAACACCGGUGGUGACGCACGGUUGGAUCCACUGGUUUCCGAUGAAGAUGCUGUCGCGGACACUAUCAUGACCGCUGAUGAGGUCUUGGAGACACUCACAACACUUGUGCGUGCUGUUUCUCAGCAGGAGGUGAACUCUUCUUCCAAGGCAUCAGGGGAGGGUGGCCUCAUUCUGCAGAUGCAGGAACGCAUUGCCCCGUUGCUUUAUGUUGUGCUGUCGAGGGAGAAAGGGAGUUGUCUUGGAUUUAUGGAUGCCUCGCUCAUGUUGCUCACAACAAUAUUGUCACUGAGCUCUGCUGUCGCAUCGCCCAUGUGGCGGCUGUUGCCAUGCAUCCAUCAACUUAUCGUGCAAGGCGCCGUGGACUACUUUUACCAGAUGCUUCCGCCACUGGACAAUUUUGUUUCUGUGUCACCUGAACAGUUUCUCCUUUUCCCGAUGAGUGACCUCUGUGCGGUGCCGGAGUUCGCGGCGAACAUGGCCUCCAUGACACCCGCUCAGAUCGUCUGUAUGAUGUGUGAUACCGUGAUGCAAAGCAGCCACCUCCUGCACCUGCGUGAUCUCUCUGCUGUUCCCAAAGUGUACGACUCCAUCCUGCAGAACUUGUGGCUUUUCAAGCAGCGGGAAGGAGGAGAAAACACAACAGCCAUAGCAAUGGCAGACAGCCUCGUUGAAUACAUCCUGCAGGCCGCACUUCGCGUGUUGAAUGACUCUUCUAGUCAAGAGAAGCAACGCCGUACGCUUACGCUCCUCUUUGCCAAUAAUGUGCUUUCCGCGAUCCUUGCGAAUGCCGCACUCACUGUUAGAAUGCUCUCUAGCGCCGGGGUGCUUUUGCCGUUUUUUGUUCAUUACAUACGGCUUGUGCAGGAGGAAACCAUGCAGGUGAUGCUACGAUCGUACGACCGCCGUCUGUUUGUCAUGGCCAUAGCAACUCUUGCACGGCUGCAGACGGAACAGGCGGAGUUGGCAGCGAGUCUGGAGGAGGUGCUCUGCGGCGUUUUGGAGGGCGAAGUGCUGGAGAAGUACAGUCAUCGCGAGGGUGCGAUGGUCAUCACGGAGGUGGGAAUGCGCGAGUCACUCAGCGAUGGGGACGACUAUGAUGAGGAGGAAUGGAGCGGCGAAACCGAGAGCGACAGUGGGGAUGACGACGAAAUGGAAGAUGAGGAGGAUGAAGAGGAGGAGGCGUUGGGAAUGGAGAAUGAUAAAUGUCUGCAAUCGCUCCUCCAUUCGGCGGCGGAUGUGCUGAAAAGGGACGCAGCUGCCGCCGAUGACGGGGAUGACGAUGAGGGGGAGGAAGACAAUCUUCUCGACGAGACUGACUUUGUGGCUCCUAUCGAUGCGCGCAACGCGUGGGCCUUUUUGCUGGAGUCCUUCCGUCACGCAUCGGCAGCCGCGUCUACACGUUUCUGCCAGCUUGUGGGUGAUGCCAACUCGCAGCGGCAGUUGCAGUCCAUCAUGCAGCUGAGCGAUGCGGUGGAGCAGCUGCUGGCGGCCCGCGGGAGGCCAAAUGCCGCGGACCCCCAUUCCCCUCUUCCCCACCCUCCGGUGCGUGAAAAGUUAAAGCCGCACGUUUUAUAA